CGAGGAGAGGAAGGAGGAAGCGCCGCGGUGCAGCCGAGCCUCCUCCUCCUUCUCUCUCCUCCUCCCGCCGGUACCGGGGCUGGCGAGGGGGGAAUCCGGGCACUGAGGAUUGACCGGGCUCGGGGUAGCGAUCGCAGCGCUCGGGAGGGCAGCGGGGCUGCGUCCCCCCUCCCGUCCCGGCUCCCUUCCUGCCUCCCCGCACGGGUCUGUUGGGCCGGCGCUGAUGGAGCCGGGAUCCCCUGCCCGAAGCCGUCGCCUUCUGCCCGGCCAGAAAUACUAAGACGGAGUAUUUGACCUUCUAAUCUCUACAGCUGAGUCUCCUGAUACCAGGAUUAGGAAAGAGUGCCUUCAGAACCAAUAUGUAGCAAAUGGGUAUCACAACUCUGAAGCUCCUCCCUUGGUUCAACGCUUAGAUGUUUUAAGGAUCCUUGUUGUCUCAGCAGUGAAUUGCUCUUGUGAACUUUGGAAACGGAUUUCAUGUGGUGCUUGCUAAACGCUGAGUCACCAUGAGUAGUAAUCUAGGAAAAGAAAAGGACUGUAAAGAGAAAGAUCCAAAAGUCCCAUCGUCAAAAGAAAGGGAGAAGGAGGCCAAAGCCUCUGGAGGGUUUGGGAAAGACAGCAAAGAAAAGGAGCCUAAAACCAAAGGGAAAGAUGCCAAAGAUGGAAAGAAGGACUCCAGUAGCACGCAGCCUGGGGUAGCUUUUUCAGUGGACAAUACAAUAAAAAGACCUAAUCCAGCCACAGGUACCCGCAAAAAAUCCAGCAAUGCUGAAGUGAUCAAAGAGCUAAAUAAAUGCCGGGAAGAGAAUUCAAUGCGCUUGGACUUGUCCAAGAGGUCUAUACACAUGCUUCCAUCAGCUAUCAAAGAGCUAACGCAGUUAACAGAACUUUAUUUAUACAGUAACAAACUGCAGUCCCUACCGGCAGAGGUGGGCUGUCUUGUGAACCUGAUGACACUGGCCCUGAGUGAAAACUCACUCACCAGUUUGCCUGACUCUCUUGAUAACUUGAAGAAACUGCGCAUGCUUGACCUGCGGCAUAACAAACUUAGAGAAAUCCCUUCGGUGGUGUACAGGCUAAGCUCUCUCGCCACUCUUUACCUACGCUUUAAUCGUAUAACUACUGUGGAAAAGGAUAUCAAAAACUUGUCAAAACUCACCAUGCUUAGCAUACGAGAGAACAAAAUCAAGCAACUACCUGCUGAAAUCGGUGAGUUGUGUAACCUCAUAACGCUGGAUGUAGCGCACAAUCAGCUUGAACAUCUUCCGGAAGAGAUUGGAAGCUGCACGCAGAUCACCAAUCUUGACUUGCAGCACAAUGAGCUAUUGGACCUGCCUGAAACCAUAGGAAAUCUGUCCAGUCUAAGUCGUCUUGGCCUGAGGUACAAUAGGCUGUCAGCAAUUCCGAAGUCUUUAGCAAAAUGCAGUGAACUUGAUGAACUGAACCUGGAGAACAACAACAUUUCUACUUUACCAGAGGGUCUUUUAUCCAGCCUUGUCAAACUGACUAGUUUAACACUGGCCAGGAACUGCUUCCAGUCCUAUCCUGUGGGUGGCCCGUCCCAGUUCUCCACAAUCUACUCUCUCAAUAUGGAGCACAACCGCAUCAAUAAAAUCCCCUUUGGAAUUUUCUCUAGAGCUAAAGUAUUAAGUAAGCUGAACAUGAAGGACAAUCAGCUGACCUCUCUCCCCUUGGACUUUGGGACUUGGACUAGUAUGGUAGAACUGAACUUAGCGACUAAUCAGCUCACAAAAAUCCCUGAGGAUGUAUCUGGGCUUGUUUCUCUUGAGGUUCUCAUCUUGUCAAACAAUCUCCUAAAGAAACUUCCCCAUGGAAUUGGAAAUCUGCGGAAACUCCGAGAGUUAGAUCUAGAGGAAAACAAACUGGAAUCCUUGCCAAAUGAAAUAGCUUACCUCAAGGAUCUGCAGAAAUUGGUUCUCACUAAUAAUCAGUUGACCACGCUUCCCAGAGGUAUUGGUCACCUUACCAAUCUGACGCACCUUGGGCUCGGAGAGAAUCUUCUCACACACCUUCCUGAGGAAAUUGGUACACUGGAGAAUCUGGAAGAACUGUAUUUGAAUGACAACCCCAAUCUGCACAGCCUUCCCUUUGAGCUGGCUCUUUGCAGCAAACUGUCAAUAAUGAGUAUUGAGAACUGCCCGCUCAGCCACCUUCCACCUCAGAUUGUGGCAGGAGGACCCUCCUUCAUCAUUCAGUUCCUAAAAAUGCAGGGACCAUAUCGUGCCAUGGUCUGAUGCUAAUCGGAUUGUCCAAUACACUGUACAAAAUACAAACUGCAUUAAUGUUGUAAUUGUCUGUAUAUGUAUAUAUAAUAUAAUAUAUGUGUUUUAUAUUAUAUUAUAUAUAUAUAAAUAUAUAAAUAAUAUAAAAAGGCAAAUUUAAGACUGCAUUAUGUGUUUCUGCUAAUAGAGGAAUCAUAGCCAUUUAGAUUUUUUUUAUUCUGUAAAAAUGCUUGUCUAAGUUUUCUUUGCUGAAUUUGAUGGAAGUUGUCUGAAUAAUCUGGAAAUGCCAGUUCAUUUAAAGCAAUUGCCAAUGAACUCAAAGUUUAAAUUUAAGGGACAAAAAUAGUUUUGCUUAGAUUUACUUUCAGUUAAGAGAAAUGUAUAACCUUUAUAUAAUGAAUUCUUCUGUUUUCCUCCCUUUUUUUUUUUGUGUCAAAACCUGAAAGGGUCAUGUGUCCUGAGGUUGGGAUUUUCUUUUAACUUAUUUUGAGAUUUGAAGCAAAUGGUGUUUUUAUAUUGUUUACAGUCAGAGUAAAUCACUGGAUUUUGUUUUAUUCUGAUUUGCUCUGUUUUAAUCAAUCGUAUCUAGAAUUUAUAUGCCUCUGCUGAUGAAUUUUUAUCAACUGGUUUGUAUGCUAAAAACAUAUACUCAUCAGAACAACUGGCAGGUGAAAAGGAUGCAGUCAAAACAAAAGGAAAGGAAAAGGAAAAAAAAGCUUGAAUUCCUUUAAGUCUUGCUUCCCUGAGUUAUCAGUUGCAGGCACAACAUAUCUGAACUGAGCCUUUUGCGGUUGGUCUUUUCUAGCACAAGUAAACCUUUUCAGAUUGGUAAAAACGUUGAGUAUACUCAGUGAAGAGCGGUUUUCAUUUUGUGAAGUAACAAUUCCAUGAGGUCUAACAGUACAGUUAAGUGGCAAGGAAAUAAUAUAUAUGUACAUUUUUAUUACAAUGUUGAGUCAUAAACUACAACAGGCAAUUUUAAGGAUUCCUUAUAGUCCUUGUACAAUAAAUGAAUGUGUCUUACUUUUAAACACUGCAAUAUAUGUAAGUUUUAAGGUUGGUUAACAAUGUACUAUGGUUUUAUAUCUUGACUUGCCUUGUACCUCCUUCCAUUAUGGAACUUCUGUGUCCAAGCACAAUAUCUUCACACUGUGCUGUUUUGCUGCUGAACUAAAUGCACUUUUCCCCACAGCUGGGGCACUUGCUUCAAAAUAUUCAGUUCAGUAUCUUGAUUAUUCUUUUUUAACUUCAUCCUAUCUGUUUCAGUAUUAAACCGAUCUAUUAAAAAAGAAUCACCCACCUUUUUCAUUUGUGCAUAGGUAUUCUCUUCUCAAGACAAACACUGUAAAUAGUGGACAUUCAGUUUUGUCAUGACUCUUGGUGGCUUAAAAGGCAGAGGAUGCUUCAGGGAGAUUUACGCUAUCGCUGCACUGGUAGGGCCAGUUGUCCUUUUUCAGGAGGGUAGGAACUCGAGGCGAUUGCAUUCCACGGUUACUCAAGAACUGCCCAGUUUAUACUCGUUGGAAUUGCUGCUGGGGAAUUGAGUUAGAGGAUUGUAACUGUUGAAUAAAAUCAAAUCAGCUGAUGCCACGGGAAGUCUUUUUCAUAUGCAGAAGUUUGGGGAAUAUUAUUUCCGGCUUUUAGGCACACAUUCUUAGACGUAUCCCCUUGAUCUAUUUGCAUUCUGUUUCGUCGUAUAUAUUUUCAUUAACAAGGAGUAAGUUUAAAUGGAAGGCAGGUGGAGAUAUAAAACCUUAGAGGGCUUAAACAUGCUGUAAAACUAAUGUAGAUGUCACUGGAUUUUACUAAGUAAUGUUCUUUUCUUUCUCUCACACUGUCUCUCUGUCAUGCCCCCCCUUCUUUAUUUUUACAUCUACUGCAGAUUUUCGGUUUAGACUUUAGGUUACAAAAGGCUUGUUCCUUAUGGUUCUGCCCGAGGUUAAUCUUUUUCAGCAUUAAGGCGUUAAGAUAUGAAGAUGCUGAAAUGCUUAGUAUCAAGACUGUAAUCUAACUUCUGAAUAUACUGCUAAAUCCACAUUUGAACCCUCAGAUCGCUAGGGGAAACUGAUUUGAUUAAUAUGGUUCCUUAAAACAAAAGUGGCGACCCCUUGUGUUUUCAAGCAUCUUGGUCUCAUUCCCUGUCUUGCUCCUCAAUCCUAUUUUUAUAAGAGCCGACAGGAUUGAAUUUGUUUAGUUUGUAAAUAUGUUGAUUAUUCACCUUAUUAAGGUACAUGGUUGAUAACUGUAUGAUUGGAGCUGACCCUCUCUUGCAUAAGUUCCUGUGGAGAAGUUGGCUAACAAAAUAGCGCUCGUUACACUUGCUUAAAAACAAACUAUUCUUUUCAUUACACUUAUAGGAAUAAAGCAAGCUAUGUUUUAAUUAAUUAUUAUAUUAAAACCAGGAUUUUUUUUUCAAACUAUCUUUGUACUAGUAUGGUUGUUGCAAUGCCAGAUAAUCCUGAGCCCUGUUUUAGGACUUUUAUUUUAUACAUUCUGAGGGACACGUUUAUUUUUUUCGGUGUCUUGAGAGAUUUGAAUAAAAGCAGUGCGAGAGAAGUUCUGGUACAGGAGAAACUAACUCGGAAGAAUUUGAAAAGUUCUUUGAAAUAAUACAAAAUUUUAAGUAUUAAAUGUGUGAGAUGGAUUGGGAAUAGAGGCAUAUAAACCUGUGUAAGUACAUACAUAGAUUUAUAUCUACCCCUGUACACAGGUGUGUGUAAAUCCAACUGUUUUGAUCAUUCAAAAGUGUCUUCCAUCCUGAAAUAAGACUUGCAUUUCUCAGGAUGUUGGGUUGUUAACUGAUAGAGUUUCUAAAUUGUCUUUGGUGCCUGAUGAUGUUCAGUUGGGCACAUGUGCUGGCUUAUACCUGUUGAAGUAUUUUAUUUGGCCCAGUCAGUUAAAGUAUGAAUGGAAAGAACUUCAUCCUGACAAGCGUAUCUACACACACAUACACAUAUGUAUACGUGCAUCCGUGUAUGUAUGGAAGCAGACAAUAUGGAGAAAUUAAUUCUUUAUGGCAUCUUUGAAGACAAGAUAGAGAGACAGGCGAUUCCUAGAUUAUUAAAUUGUAUAAUAUUGUAUUAAAUCUUUAUCCUCCUUGGUGUAUUGGGGGAAGUAAUCUAGAAGGGUUGUUGAAAAGUGUGAGUUGUUACUUUGAGUGAAAAUUAUAACUUUGAUUUCUCGCCUAUAUACAAAAUACCAAUUUGUAUGUGUCUGUGCCUAUGUACAUAAGAAUAUGUACGUAUACACGUGCCCCGUAAAGACACUAUCCUGAAUCACGCCUUGAUUUAACAAGCUAAACUACUGUACCACAGACUAUAUAGUAUUAUGGAAGUUUGGUAAAGUGUAAAGCAGAUUAGGGAUUUGUUAAAUAAUGAAAAGAAGGAAUAAUUGCAAUUGUGACUCCUGUUGGUCACAUUGGGCUUAAAUUUACUAAAUAGAAAGUUGUUUGGUAAUUCUUUGCAGCAAUGUUUUCUUUUAGUAUAAACCCGUUAAAGUUUUGUCUCUGGCUGUCCCCUAUUAAAGGUUCCUCACUAAAAUUGUCAGUAUAAAAGCAGUGGAAAUGCUGCAUGUGAAGUUGGGUCAUACAGUUGUGUAAUUGGUACUUUCCCAUUUGCCAGAUGCUAUUGGAAACUUUGAAAUCCAUAUCCAUUUCUUAGAAAGAGAUUUGGGUUGUAGAAUAUUUGCUUCAGUGCCUCUCUUGGAUGUAAGGUUUUCUUUGCAGUUUUGUCCACUUUUUGCUAAUGUGUGAGAAAGUGCAUGUUCAGGCUUCUUGAAGGUCGUGUUUGCUCAUGUACGUGAUUAAGUAAAUUAGUACCCAAACUGUCUGGCUGGUUAGCACUUAAACCCAUUGUGUCACCUGGAAUUCAAGUAUCGUCUUUAAUCCUGGGAGUUAGAAAAAUACCUUUUAAAAUACCUUUUAUUUAACAAUGAGAAAACUGGGAGAUUAUUUUAUCUUUACAUUUUGUUAAAAUAAUAUAAACAAACAACCAAAAAUGAGUUAAAUUUCUGAAUCAGUACAAACCCAUAUCAGGGAAGCCUUCGUGUCUGGAUGCAACUAACAUUUUCAUGUAGUCAGGAUCACACCUCAGUUGUGUCAAAUCGGCAUGCCAGAAUAGCUUCUAAAUAGAAAUGUGCAGUUGGUAGUAAUUUGCACAACACAAAUGGAAGGCAUAGUAAGGACAACUAGAAAAAAACAGUAGUAUCUACAACUGGCAUUUGUUUUUACUUUAGCAAAGAUCAGAAAAUUAUGUUUAUUGUUCUGAUGUUUUGGUCUUAACCAGGACUGCACAGGACUUCUGCUGUGGAAACAUACCAGACCACACUAAUUUUGUGGUUAAAAGCUAAACAAGAGUGUAAGCAGUCUACAAAAAAUGUACUUUUAAUCUGAAUUAUUGUAAUGUUGAUUGUUAUGUCUAUGUAAAAGAUUGCCUUGCUUUUUUAUAAGAGUCAUUCUGUAUCAAUGCAUUCAUUAUAAAUAGUAUAUUUGUAAAUAAGCUGCCACUGAGUCUUUUGGAAGUUUUCUAGUAUUUCUAGUCUAACAUUAAUUUGGAUGUAAGUUGUAUUUUUGCAGUGCCCCAAAUUACCAAGACCUGCUUUCUCAUUGUAUACUCAUCCCUCUUUAUAAGCUUUUUUUUUUAAAGUAAAAUAUAGAUUUUCAUGUAUAGCAAUUACAGGAAACUUCGAAAGUUGCAUGACGGUAACUGCUUUACUCAGUCAUGUAAUUGGACACCUGUUAUAAAGCAAAUGUUGGUAAAUCUUUUACUUUCACUUUGUUCUAAUACAGUGGGGCAUAUAGGAAAAAAAAAACCCAAGCCUUUCUCUCUGGAAGGGAAAAUGAAUCUUGGGUUUCAGUGCAAAAUACAUUUCAACAAUAACAAAAUUAAAGUAGAUAUAGAAUUCUGGUGCUUAUAAGACACCUGCAUUUAAACUUCUGGUUUAAUUAAAGACAAUAUUGCCAAGCUGACAUGGCAGCUCUAAACUGACGUCUUUUAACUCCAUGAAGCUCAUUAUGAUAGACAUUGUUUCAAGGAGGUCAUGCUUACAUCAUGUUCUACAAACACAAAAGUGCUAAUAUCCUUUGAAAUCAGAAUAGGAAGGCUUAGCAGUUCGGAGAUGAUGAUGGUGAUGGCACCAGUGUACUUACUGUGUCUCGUUGCUUUAAAAACUGGAAUGGGUUCUCACAGUGUGCAGCAAUAAUCCGAGUCCUUACAUCAGAUCUCUGCUGAUUAAAAUCAAUAGAGGGUCUGAUCAAACUGCCUAACAAUCUCCGAGUUGAGUUGAUCCCUGUUCCUGUAAGUGAUCCGGCACUCUGAACCGAGCUAAGGAGUUGGGCAGCUUCAUCAUGAAGGUGAUAUUGGACCAUAUCCAUCCCCCCCGUGUCUGACAGGGCUGAGUGGCAGCUGUGUAUGAAACAUAACAGGUUCCUCUGCUCAGGACCUCACCAACCAGAGUCUGAAGGGCUUGCAAAGAGGGAAGCAGCAUCUGCCUCACUGUGCUUAGUACCCCUUGAUAGAUUAGGAAAAUUCACAGAAGAAAGUGCUUUCUUUUUCUUUUUAAUCCGAAAUCAAUUUGUAUUUCUGGCCUCUGCAAUAUCCUGUGUCUAACAAUUCUACAAUAUAAUUAUGUGCCGAGUGAAAAAGUACUUCCUUUUGCUUGUUUCAAACCACACCACCUUAUUUCAUUUGUUUACUCCUAGUUCUUACAUUCUGAGAAAUUUGUGAACAGUCUUUUUUCUGUUCAUCUGCUUUUUAGUGCUCUUGAUGUUUUUUCCCCUCAAAUGGCAGUGUUUUUUCUCCAAGUCAAAGUUCUACUUUUUUAGCUUCUAUUCAAACAAAAUCUCUUCCAUUCUGUGAUAAUUCUUGUUGCCUUUCUCCGUAGUUUUCUAGCCCCAGCUCUGAUUCUUUUUCCUAGUUCAUGGCCUUUGACAAGUUACCUUAUUCUUGUUUACUUCUAGUUUGUGAAACAGAAGUACAGCUCACUUUUGAAAAUUAAAGUUGAGUGGGCGAUAAAGUUUAGUGCUAAACUCUAGAGGGGAAUAAUCCCACUAGGCAAUGAUCAGGUUGGUCUUUAGACUUCAGAUGCAAGCCACCCACUGCAGUGAUGAAUUGUUUCCUCUGAUUGGCUAUAUUAGCUAUAACUGUUUUUCAUCUCUUGCAACUAGUUUUGAGAAACAAAAUUAAUAUUAAAUUUAGCAUAAGUAUGGUGAUUUAAAUAAUGCCAGGAUUUAAAAUCCUCUGUUGAUGCCAGUACGAGUGCGUAGUUUUGGAAGGUGUGACUUUUGAUGAUUUUAGCUGGCCUUUUUAAACUGUCAAAGCUCAACACUUUCUGAUAAUAUUGGGCAAUUUCUAGUGUUGUUUCUUUGGAAGAGAAGUUGAAGACUGGCAGCACGCUGGUUGAGUUUCAUUUUCCUCCUUGAAUCCUUUGCAGAAAGUUAUGUAAGAAACUUCCACAAUUUAAAAGAAGAAGCAUCCCCUGCUCCAGGAGCAUCUUGUUGAUAAUCGGUGUCAGCCAGACAGUGCUCGGCAGCCACCAGGACUGGGGGGAAACUUGCUGGUCAUGACCCCUUUCUAUUGAAAUGAUUGAAGCGAGCAUCCACAGAUGAGCCUGGCCUCAGAAGAACAACACAUGGCUCUAAUUGAGUGAAAAGUGAAGAAAACGUCUUGUUUCUGGCACUCUGUGUCCUAAAGGCUGUUUUAAAGGCCUCAAAAUGUGCAGACGGCGUCUUGUGUGACUCUGGCGAGACAAACAGAUUACAUGUUUGUGUAAUUAAUCCAGCCUAAGUGCUUCGGGAUACCAAGUCUCCCAGUGUCGCUCUCCUACUUUCCACUGAUGGGAAGUUGUGGACUUAGAUACCUACAAUAAGUGUUUAGUGUGCAAAUACUGUACAAAAUCUGGAUGCCGGGCAGCUUUCUAGACUAUAGCUGGUGCUUUGAACUCUUGUGUGGUGGCAACAGCAGAAAGUAGGUGUUAAAGGGCUGGAGGUGGUUAGCUUUGAUACAAUUAGAAAGGGCUGAGUGCCUUGAAAGCUAAUUUGUUUUGUUUUUGCAAGCCAUCUCAGUCAAAUAAAAUACAUCAUCUCUUCCUACAAGCCUUGCCUUGCUUAGGAUUGUAAGAGUGGGAGAUAAUUUGAUUACCGAGAUCAAAUGAUGAUGGUUUAGAGGAGGAGCCAUCUGGAGUAUUUGAGUGAGCAGCUGGCAGCCCAGGCUGCACAGUUAAUGAUCUGACUGUAUGCCUUGCAAUUAUUUUUUUUUUCCACUGCAAAACCUUUUAAGAGUCUUUAGAGAUCAGUCCACCCCACUGCCUCUGAGUAAGAUGCUAUCUGCAAAAUUGCACACAAGUGUUCCCGGUUAAAAGCUCUCUCCGCAACACCCUCUUCUGCCUUUCUAUUGGUAAAGUAUUUCUUUGUUAAGACUCCUAAUGAAUCCUUAAUUUGCUGUAGUUUAGUAGU
Molecule: messenger RNA, 9693 nt
Organism: Cuculus canorus (common cuckoo)
Lineage: Eukaryota; Metazoa; Chordata; Aves; Cuculiformes; Cuculidae
Gene: SHOC2
Product: SHOC2 leucine rich repeat scaffold protein
Exons: 9
Coding region: 507-2255 (582 amino acids)
Molecular function (GO): protein phosphatase 1 binding
Source: RefSeq, a predicted model, not a curated record